GCCCAGCUUGUGAACUGGGCACCUCCCGUGCGCGCUUCUCCAACGGUCUCCCGGGCGAGACACAACGGCCGGCGAGAUCCGCUCCGCCUACCACCCUCGCCGCCGCGGCCGGAGAGAGUCAGGAAUGUUCGUUUUGCAGGCGAGCGGCGCGGCAGCUUCGUAGGUGGUGGAGCGGACGGGCACGGACCCGCGCCUCUACGACGACGCAGCCGCCAUCCCGGCGCUCCUCGACUCACCUCUUCGACGCCGACGCGCCUCCUCGUCGUCAUAGCGCAGGGCGUCGACGCCGCCCACUCUUCCAGCAGGUGGUCAAAGAACGUGGCGGCGCAGUCGCCUACCUCUACUACCUGCGCUGUCGCUGGAGGUGAAGAGGAUAAUCUGCCUCUACUAGAGUCGCCGGAUUGCUAACAAGAACUAGAAAGGCAAAGGGUGGCCUGGAAGUUGGGCUCUCCGUUCCACCGCCCGCCAUCAGUUCGACGAAAUGCCGCCUACCCUCCUCCUUAGGUGCUCCGUACACGGCCGACGGGCGGAGCCGCUUGUGCAGGACACGCUGAAAGAUCAUGGUGCGCAAGUAGUUCUACUGCGUGUCAUCAUGACCUCUUGGGAGCCGAGUUGAAUGGACAUGUGGUCGACGCACUUGCUCUGGGAGAAAGAUAGAUGGAUGGCAGCAUGGAGCCGAACACAACCACCAACUAAGGCUACAGUUUUCAUGGUGAUCAAGGCAGGCACUGCUUUGUGAGCGGCGACUGGCUGGGUGGUCCACACGCGGGGUGCUCAGGUCCGACUAAAUUCGCGGGGAGGGUGUCUCCACUGAAAUAAGUGCUUGAUCAGAUGACCAGGAGAUUGGGAAUGAGACACACACAAAAGAAUCUUCAAGAGUUUGGAGGGAGGAUAAGAGCAGAAACAGUACUAGCUGUAUGGUCCAUGACAAUAUGUGAACACUCCAAUUUAUUGUUCUUAUUCAGUAAAGCUCAUCGUGAUCAUGUUAAUGCUAAUCAUGUACUGGAAAUUCCGGUAAAAAAGGAAUGUAGGGUAAGUUCAAUCAUUCUUCUGUUUCUAUACUCAACUUGAAGAGCCAACAUAUUCUACCAUGUCAAAUAAUGAUAAUUGUGCUGGUUUAAACAAAUAUCAUAUCUGGCCGUGACAGGUUGCUAUUCUUAUCUGAAUUUGACCCUUCAACCUUUCUACCUUAUAAUUAACACGUUUAUGUCAUAAUUGCCUCCAAUAAGCAGCCACAAGAGCCAUCCCCAAUUGAGCAUAUAAAAAGAAGAAUUGAACUUCCACUGUGCAAUCAAAGUCAUGGUCUCAAAAUGACAAAUUAGCUGAUCUAAAACAAACUCUAGUAGUGACCGGUUGUUAAUUUAUUAUAUCCUGAUGUGAAUUUGACCUAAUCUUUCAUGCAACCUUCCUAUUAGCAGCCCCUGAGAUUGAUAAGCAUGUUGACCCUAUCAGUCUGCCCAAUAAGCAGCCCGAACAGCAUAUAAAAGAUAGAAUUGAAGGGUACCAUCACCAUCUCCAUCCUAAUCUUGUCCUCUAAGGUUCAAGGUCUUCGGAGGUUGGGGGUGCUGCAUGCAAAGCCAUGGCCUCCAAAAAGAUGGCGCAGAUUAUGAUUCAAGGACACGGGGAAACUAGCUAUGCUCGCAACUCUAGUAUUCAGAAGGCUGAGCAGAAGAAGAUGAAACCUGAUUGAAGCGGUCAUCGUUGAAUUAUGCAGCAGCACCGGCACCUUGCAGCCCGGCAAGUUGUGAUCGCGGACUUGGGCUGCUCCACUGGUCCAAACACACUUGCACUUGUAUUGAUUGCUGUCGAGGCGAUUCACGUUCAUUGUCUUCAGUUCUAGCAACCUCCACCGGAAGUGUGUGCGCUCCUCAACGAUCUCCCCGAGAACGACUUCAGCACGGUGGUGAAGAGCCUGGUCACGCUCCGUCAAAGCAAAUGAUCCUGUUGUCGUGACCGGUAUCACACCAGGGUCGUUUUACGAGCGGCUCUUCACCAGUGAAUCCUUGCAUCUUGUUUGCAAGUCCAAUAGCUUGCAUUGGCUCUCAAAGGUGUGAGUUUGAUACUACUUGAUGGAUCAAUCCACUGCAUUACUCGUCUACUCCAUAAGCAAAACCUUAUCUUUAGAGGCUCCAGAAGAUCUAACGAGGAAUCUCAUCCCAGCGUAUGACAUUGAUGAGCAUUCUAGGAGUGAAAGGCUUCCUAUAGUACUUGAGGCUUAUGCAAAACAGUACAGAAAAGAUUUCACGCUUUUUCUGGAGCUGAGAGCCAAAGAGUUGGUCUCAGGAGGCCGAAUGAUUGUUUCGCUGGUAGGGAGGUGUUCUGAUGCAAUCGCCACCAAAUUCUCUUAUAUAUUAGAAAUUGUAGCUCAGAUUCUAUGUGUCAUGGUCUCAGAGGGUGUGAUUGACAAGGAAAAGUUUGAUUCCUUUUAUGGGCUAUUGUAUGAACCUUCUAGCGAAGAGCUGAGGGAGAUCAUCCAAGAAGAGGGCUCCUUUUCAAUCAGGGAGAUGCGGGCGCAUGACCUAGAACUGAUAUGAACAAUGCUCUCAGCACCCCAGGAAGGUUUGCACGGAUUUCUGUGAGCUUUGUUUGAGCCGGUAUUAGUCCAACAUUUUGGUGAUGUCAUGGAUGAAUUCAUGAGGACCGCGGAACGGCGAUGGAUCCUAGAGGGAAGCUUGCAAGAGGAGCGGGCUAGAUGUCCAUAUGCUAUGCUGGUUGUAUCCCUCGAAAAGGCAUGAUUAUCAGGUCCCUAAAGGUACAUCACAUUUGAUGACAGUGAACAGAUGCUGUCUUUGAGGCCAAAUGUGUGCCCACUUGAUUAUGUAAACUAAAACCCAUGGCGUGCUUUGAAGGGCCGAAAAGAAGAACUGGAGCUUGCAGUGCAGUUUGCAAGCUGUGUGUGUGCGUGCCGAAAACCCAAGAGUGAUGCUGGUUUUAUCGUUCAACAAGGCAUGACACGACGACUGGCCUGUCUCCGGAGGCUAGCCCUGCUGCAAGCAAAGCCAUGGCUUCCAAACAGAUGGUGCAUAUGAAUCAAGGACAAGGCGAAACUAGCUACGCUCACAACUCCAGUUUUCAGAGUGCUGAGCAGAACAGGAUGAAGGCCCUGAUAGAAGCAGCGGUCGUCGAAUUAUGCAGCAACACCACCACCUUGUCGCACGGGAAGGUGGUGAUUGCGGACUUGGGCUGCUCCUCGGGCCCAAACGCGGUAGCACUGGUGUCCAUCGCCCUCGAGGCCACCCACAGCCACUUUCUUCAGUUGCGGCAGCCACCUCCGGAAGUCUGUGUGCUCCUCAAUGAUCUCCCAUACAACGACUUCAACGCGGUGGUGAAAAGCCUGGUUGCGGUCCGGCAAAUCGGUGAGCCUGUUGUUGUAACUGGUGUUGUACCAGGGUCAUUCUAUGAGAGGCUCUUCCCUAGUGGCUCCGUGCAUCUUUUCUGUUCAUCCAACAGCCUUCAUUGGCUAUCAAAGGCUCCUGAAGAUUUAAGGAUGAAGCAAAUCCCGGUGUAUGACAUGGAUGAGAACGUCAGGCGUGAAAGACUCCCAGUGGUCGCUGGAGCUUAUGCACGACAAUUCAAGAAAGAUUUCACACUUUUCCUGCAGCUGAGAGCCAAAGAAUUGGUCCCAGAAGGACGGAUGGUUGUUUCCCUCCCGGGGAGGCGUUCUGAUGAGCCUGUCACCGAGACCUCUCUCAUCUGGGGAACUGCAGCUCAGAUUUUAGGCGCCAUGGCCUCAGAGGGUGUGAUUGACAAAGAAAAGCUUGAUUCUUUGUACAUACCGGUGCAUGGACCUUCCGAUGAAGAGCUGAGAGAGAUCAUCCAAGAAGAGGGCUCCUUCUCAAUCACAGAGAUGCGGGUGCACGACCCUAUAAGCGGCAUGGACCGCGCCCUCCUCACCCCAAACAGGAUGGUGAAUAGCCUGAGAGCUGCUUUCGAGCCGAUAAUAGUCCAGCAUUUUGGAUCGCCAGCAGAGAUCAUGGAUGAAUUUGUCAGGACCGGCGAGAAGCACUUGAGCCUGCAGCGCAGCUCACAAGUCAAGCACGCCAGAAGCCCGAGGGUUAUGCUGGUUGUAUCGCUCACCAAGGCAUGACAUGACAGUUGACGUGUCGCUGCUGCUAGUCUGUAUCCAUCGCCAAUUUGUGACAUGUCUGUAAAAUUCUGCAUCAAACUUAAUCGGAUUUGUGAGAGACGGGAAAGGCGAAUAUAUGCUGAAAUUGCAUUGUGAGACAAGCACUUGUCAUUUUCAUUUCAGCAAAGUAUAUGUCUCACAAUGCAAUUGAGUGGUAUUGAAGUUCUACAAAGGUACAUACAUGAUAUUAUUCCUUUGUGUUC
Messenger RNA from Triticum aestivum (bread wheat), 4329 nucleotides. Its product is annotated as probable jasmonic acid carboxyl methyltransferase 2. NCBI's taxonomy places the organism in Eukaryota, Viridiplantae, Streptophyta, Magnoliopsida, Poales, Poaceae. The record is from RefSeq and is a predicted model, not a curated record. Bases 3002 to 4087 code for a protein of 361 amino acids. Gene Ontology annotation, molecular function: methyltransferase activity. The transcript has 10 exons.